This is a messenger RNA of Cylicocyclus nassatus, 915 nucleotides long. The record is from the annotation of a GenBank genome assembly. Lineage: Eukaryota; Metazoa; Nematoda; Chromadorea; Rhabditida; Strongylidae.
AUGGGAACAACGAAGAAGAAAAUUACGAGAAAGAAGACUCCAACAAAAGUCAAGACGUCUAAAAUAGCAGGAACGCCAAUAACACAGCGGCUUAAGGCCGCUAGUACCACAACUCUACUAAGCAUCACUGAAACACCCACUGUAAUUGAUGGGUCGGUGAAAAGUUGGUUGUCCACAUUUACUAACACGGAUAACCUACCUUUAUUCGUGGUACUUGCUGGCCUCGUAUUCGUGGUUCUCGCGAUGAUAUUGUGUUGCUUCUGCAGCAGAUCUAAAAAAGAUGAAGGCAUUGAAAGAUUAGAAGAAGAGGAGCUUCCAGCAAGCGAGCGUGCGGCAAGGCAUCGGCAAGCAAGCCCUCCAAAAAAGCAUGAACAUCAUGAACAUCGCGAAAGUCAUGAACGUCGUGAGCGUCAUGAACGUCAUGAACCACACAGCGAGAAAGCGAGUGCGAAAGAAACUCGUUCUAAAGGAUCAUCGACCUCUAAAGCAUCGUCAGCCUCCAGAGGAUCGUCGAAACCUCCAUCACCUCGAAAAUCCAAAACACCCACAGCCCCUAAGCACGACGAAUUUGCAAGACCUCGUAGCGAGAAAGAAACUCAAACUAGCACAGGUUUUGAUACUACUGCACAAACAAUGGACACGAUGGAUCUUCAAAUGGGCCGACCUCCCCGUAGAAUUGACAGAGCAACAAAACGCUUGAAGCGACUUUUACGUCUGACGAGCCGAGAAGAACGAAAAUCGGGUAUGGCACCCCAACAAGAUCAAGCAAGAACGAAUAUACUCGACGAAAUGGGAAAUGUGGAAGAAGCAUCUCAGACUCCAAGCGUUACAGCUUCAGGAGCAGCCCCACCCGGUUAUGAGCAAGCUGUGCCUUUUAUGCCAACAACACAGACUUCAGAGGAGCGAAAAUGGUAG